Molecule: messenger RNA, 2913 nt
Organism: Lutzomyia longipalpis
Lineage: Eukaryota; Metazoa; Arthropoda; Insecta; Diptera; Psychodidae
Gene: Cralbp
Product: clavesin-2
Exons: 4
Coding region: 149-1255 (368 amino acids)
Cellular component (GO): membrane
Molecular function (GO): phosphatidylinositol bisphosphate binding
Source: RefSeq, a predicted model, not a curated record
UGUUAAUUCAAACGUUUUUCUUUUUGCAAACUCUUCCUAUGUACACGUGUUGUACAUAAAAACACUCGAGUGGCAUUUAAACAAGAAUUAAUGUGAAUAGCAUCGAUGUGAAAACCAUUUAGCGUCAAUUUCACAUUAAUACACCCAUAUGGUGCCUUCAAGAUUUUCCAUAUCUCAGCCUACCCAAAGGAAUUUAGCGUGCAAAAGUGCUGAUUUAAUCGUCUUCCUCGAGAGCCCACCAAUGGCCACGACCAGAGUGAUCCUGAGUUACCCAUGGAACGGCGGCGGGAAGGGCCUGACCAAGACAUCGACUGAGGAGGAACUGGGCAUCAGUGAGAAGGUACUGAAAAUUGCUCGAAAGGAAUUGCGUGAGGAUGCAUGUGCCCGGGAGCAGUGUCUUAUGCAAAUCCGUGAGUGGAUCAAGAAGAAUCCAGAUGUGAAGAAUUUGCGCAUGGACGAUAAAUUCCUGCUGCGUUUUCUGCGUGCAAAGAAAUUCAGCAUCCCCAUGGCGGAGCAGACACUCCUCAAGUAUCUCAACUUCCGACGCACCUUCGCACACAUGACGACGAAAUUGGACUUCCUCUCGCCAGCCGUCAAUGAGCUCAUCUCCGGCGGAUAUAUUUUUGCAUCACCCGUUCGUGACAAGAAUGGACGUCGUGUUGUUAUUGCCUUCGCCAAGAACUUUGACCCAUCGCGACACUGUAGUGCUGACAUGGCCAGGGCACAUUUUAUCACCUACGAAACACUGCUGGAAGAUCCUGAAAAUCAAAUUCUCGGCUUCACACACAUUGGUGACAUGAGUGGAGUAUCGGCAGCUCACAUAACAUGCUGGAAUGUUACGGAAUUCGCACGGAUUAUGAAAUGGGGUGAACAGUCCGUUCCAAUGCGCCACAAAGAGAUCCAUGUUGUCAAUGUUCACACCACCGUCAAGUAUGUUGUAGACUUUGCCAAAUCCCUCGUGUCCAAGAAAAUAAAUGAUCGUCUCAUGAUUCACGUGAAUGUGGAGAAUCUGAUUAAAAAAGUCGACAAGGAGUGCCUCCCACUGGAGAUGGGCGGCUCAAUGCCCAUGGCUGAGAUGAUUGAGUUGUGGAAGGCCGAACUGGCGGCUAAGCGAGAAGUAAUUCUCUCCCUGGAUGAGAUGGAGUUGCUGAGUGAUCGGGGUAUCAUCAGUAGUCGCGAUAAGAAUAACAACAGCAACAGUCUCACACAGAUGGACUCAAUCGCUGGAAGUUUCAGGAAACUCGAAGUCGAUUGAUAAAUCCAUCGUACUCUUGUCUUCUCAGUAAUCCUUCUCUAUAUAUAGACUAUAAGGUUGUUCCUUCGUGGAAAUUAUCUCCAGUGAAAGCUUUUCUCUAUUCUCAUCUAUUUUUUCCAAUUUUUCCUUCUACUUAUAUGUAUAUUUUCUUUUACUCGUUGUAUUCUUCCUUUGUAGGAUUUCUUGUUCUGUAGAAUUUCCUUUCUUUAUUCUUUCACAUUUCUUUACUUCCUUGAUAUUAUUAUUAAGUUUUUGCACAAAAAAAAUUUAACAUUCUCUGCUUAGGAUAAAGUUAUGUGUAUAUUUUGAGACUGUUUUGAAAAUCAUAGGCAAUUUAUGCUCAUAAAAAUAAUAUGGCUUUCGCGCUUGAAUUCUUUCGCUCUUUUUUCCUUAUUUUUUUAGGAGACAUUGGGGCAGGUAAUUUUACCUUUUAAUUUGUGCUCUCAUUUUCACUCUUUCGCCUUCUUUUACUUUGCUCUUCUAUGUAAACUGUAUUUGAAAAAAAAAAAUCUAUCUUUUGUUAAAUUUUUCCGUGUUUGAUUUCUAAUUAAAAUGUAAGAAUCACCACAAUUUAUUAAGAAGCGUUAAAUUACAAGUUAUGACAGAAGUAGGAGUUUUGUUAUUUAAUAUGCGGCGUUUAGUCCUAUAAAAUAUUUCUUUUUUGAUGAUAAGGCUGAAUGUUUAGAUUUUGCUUACCCUGUUUAGAUUUCUGGUGUUGUUUGAAAUAUUGUUACAUUUUGGUGCUGAGAAAAUCAUGUUCGUAGUAAAGUGGAGUAGGUUUCCUUAGUACGUAAUAAAGAUUUACAUUCGUUUUACGGGUAAGAAAUUUGUUCUUCAAGCAAAUCUGUUUUUUUAUUGGAAUCUUUUCAUCUUUAUGAAAAAAAAAUUAAAAUUUGUCUUCAAUUUUCAUUCACUUUUUUUAGCUUUUAUCAAUUUUAUUCAACUAAAAAGAAGUCUAGCGCCAAAAAAUGUAAAAUACUUGCUUCCUUGAUCUCCUAAAAAAUCCUAAACAUGUAAAUUCUUUCUUAACUAAAAAAAUAAUCCAACUUGAUAGAUAUCUAAAAAUAUAGUUUUCAAAAUAGUCCACUAUUUUAGGUCAUAAGCGGUGAAUUAUAUUUUAUUUAUGUGAUCUAGGGGAUUGAACGUUUUGCUUCCAUAGAUCUCCUUCAAGCUCUCAUUUGAGGGAUAUAUUAUUGUAUACUUUACUUGUUAAUAAAAGACAUGUAUUUUUGUUUAUCAUUGCAACACAUAAGGAAAUACAAGAAUGUAAGAUUCUUCGUAUUUCUUUAGUGAUAUAGAUAGAAAUACGUAAGAAAAAAAAAACUUUUCUAUAAACCUCGCUCACUUACAUAUCUCUCUAAAUAGAUAAAUUAGUAGAAAGAUUUUUUUUAAUCUCAAAAAUGUAUCAUCACAAUAUUUUCUAAUGCAAUCUCGCAAUCUAAGAUUUAAAAAAAAUCCUUUUUUCGUUUUUAUAAUUUUCUUUAUUUCGAGUCUUAAACAUUUGUUAAAUCAAACUUAUAAUAGAUGUUUAUUUUUUUUUUAAUUUAAAAUAAAAGAAAAGAGAAUACAAUUUGUAAAAAAAUGACGAAAAAUAUGAGAUGACAUGUUUACAUUGAAUAAAAUGAAUUGAAAAAAAAGUAUAAGAAGGAAUUUCACGA